Messenger RNA from Corapipo altera (White-ruffed manakin), 1637 nucleotides. It is a transcript of the gene SLC43A3, whose product is annotated as solute carrier family 43 member 3. Gene Ontology annotation, molecular function: transmembrane transporter activity. The coding region runs from base 9 to 1523 and encodes 504 amino acids. Gene Ontology annotation, biological process: transmembrane transport. The record is from RefSeq and is a predicted model, not a curated record. The transcript has 12 exons. Lineage: Eukaryota; Metazoa; Chordata; Aves; Passeriformes; Pipridae.
CGGGUGCCAUGGCGGGGGGCGCGGGGCUGGCCAAGCGCCUGGGCACCUUCGUGUCGGGGCUGCUGGAGUGCGGCGCCUUCUGCGGCAUCAUCUUCGGCUGGGCCUCCCUCGUCUUCGUCCUGAAGGAACGGGGCUACUUCCGGUGGCUGUGCCAGCCCUCCCCCACCAACCACACCGAGGGGCUCGACUGCAGUGCACAGGAUGAGCAGUUCUCCCUGGUCUUCACCAUCGGCUCCUUCAUGAACAACUUCAUGACCUUCCCCAUGGGCGUCGUCUUCGACCGCUUCGGCACCCUGGCCGCUCGCCUCAUCGCCAUCUCCCUCUACGCGGGCGGGACCCUGCUCGUCGCCUUCUCCACUCCAGAGCUGGCCGUGCUGCUCUUCCCGGCCAUGUCCAUGCUGUCGGUGGGCGGCAUCCUCCUCAUCCUCACCAACAUGCAGGUGGGCAACCUGUUUGGGAAGUACCGCUCCAUCAUCAUCACCCUCUACAAUGGGGCCUUCGACUCCUCCUCUGCCAUCUUCCUCAUCGUCAAGCUGCUGUACGCACAGGGGCUGUCCCUGCAAGCCAUGUUCCUCUUCCUGGCAGCCUGCAGUGCCUGGCACCUGCUGCGCACCCUCUUCCUGAUGCCACGCACCCGUGUCCCCUACCCGCUGCCCCCCGGCUACGACUACGGGCUGCAAUGCCCAGGGCGCUCCCGCUCCUACCGCACCUACGAGGAGAAGAGGCCCCCAGAGGAGAAUGGCCCUGAGGAGACCCCCCUGGAGCCCCCCGUUCCUCGAGGUGAAGCCCCCCCGCCCAGGACGACGUUCCGGGCCUGCGCGUGCUCGUGGCUCUUCGCCUGGCACGUGGCCUGGCUCUCCGUCAUGCAGCUGCGCCACUACCUGUUCAUCGGCACCCUCAACCCGCUGCUCGAGCGCCUGUCGCACGGGGACUCCGACGCGGUGAGCACCUACACCAACGCCUUCGCCUUCACCCAGCUCUGCGGGGUGCUCUGUGCCCCCUGGAACGGCCUCAUCCUCGACUGGCACAAGCGGGGCAAGCGCCACCGCCCCGAGGGUGCCCGGGGCGCGCUGGCAGACCUGCGGGCCGCGGUGGUGUCCCUGGUGGUGACGGUGGUGCAGUGCCUGCUGUUCUCCGUGUGCGCCGCCGUGCCCGUCCUGCAGGUGCAGUUCGCCACCUUCGUGCUGCAGGUGAUCAGCCGCUCCUUCCUCUACGGCGGCAACGCCGCCUUCCUGGCCAUCGCGUUCCCCCCGCAGCACUUUGGGAAGCUGUACGGGCUGGCCAUGGCACUGUCGGCGCUGGUGGCCCUCCUACAGUACCCCUGUGUCACCCUGGUGCAGGGGCCGCUCCAAGGGGACCCCUUCUAUGUGAACGUGGGGCUCAUCGCCGUGGUGCUGUUGGCCUUCGUCAGCCCCGUGGUGGUGGCCCGCGAGUGCCGGCGGCGAGCCAAGGAGCUGGAGGCAGCUGGCACGCCCCUGACAGCCCCCCCUGCUGCCGAGACCCCCGCCGAGAUGCCUCACUGAGCCCCUCACCCGCCAGGAACCCGGCACCCAGCACCCCGUUUUUGUACUGGCCUGGGGGUGCUGUGCCGGUGGGAUGGGGGGGUUUGGGGGUAAUAAACGUCGCUGCCCCCUCCA